AGAAAAACCUGUCUGACAAAGCACACACACUUUUUUCCCUGACUCCGUCCAAUUUAAAACUCGCAUCGAUCGUCGUAUUUUGCAUUCCCGCCGCCCCUUCUCUCCCUUCCACCACCAUUUUUCUCUCUCCGGGAGGCUUUCCCAGUAAGCAAAAACGCUUCUUUUUUGGGGUCCUUGAGAAGAGUACAUUCAAGAAUCAAAAAGCCCAUUCCUUUAUCCACAACCGUUUCGAGCUCUGCUUCUUUCGUUUCUGUGGAAAUGGCUGUGCCGAAGAGCAGCGGCAAGAAGAAGCGGCAGUCCUACAUUUCAGUGGCGUCUGACAUAGUCAACUCGCCACUCCAAGCUCUGGUGCUUCUUUCCCCGAAGAAGCAGAAGAGCCCCUCUGUUUCCGCGAGGCUCAGGCGCUUGCUCAGCGGUCUCAGGUUCUGGGUUUGCUUUAUCUUCCUCUUCGGGUUUCUUGGGACGUUGAGGCUGUGGCCCAGCUUUGAGCCCUUGGUGCCUUUCUCGCCAAUCCCAUGUUUCAGCCUUCAAGAGAAGGCUUCGGUUUCCAAUGGGUAUUUGGGUUUGGGAGGGGAAGAUAAUAAGAGUGGGUUCUGGAAGCAGCCGGAUGGGUUGGGGUAUAGGCCGUGUUUGGAUUUCAGUGAGGAGUAUAAGCAGGUUAGCUCGGCGGGUGUGAAGGAUAGGACUAAGUAUUUGGUGGUGGUGGUGGCUGGGGGAUUGAAUCAGCAGAGGAAUCAGAUUGUGGAUGCUGUGGUGAUUGCAAGGAUUCUUGGAGCUGCCCUUGUUGUUCCCAUCUUGCAAGUCAAUGUCAUUUGGGGUGAUGAAAGUGAAUUCUCGGAUAUUUUUGACUUGGAUCACUUCAAGAAAGUUUUGGCAGAUGAUGUUAGAAUCAUUUCUUCACUUCCAUCCACACACGUAAUGACAAGGCCAGUCGAGGAGAAGCGUACUCCUCUCCAUGCCUCACCUCAAUGGAUUCGCUCCCAUUAUUCAAAACGGCUGAGGAGGGAUGGUGUUCUGUUACUGCGAGGUUUGGAUUCGAGGCUCUCUAAGGAUCUUCCUUCUGAUCUUCAAAAACUUCGAUGCAAGGUGGCUUUUCAUGCGUUGAGGUUUGCCCCAUCAAUCUUAGAACUCGGGGACAAGCUUACAGAGAGGAUGAGGAGCAAAGGGCCAUAUCUUGCUCUUCACAUUAGGAUGGAGAAGGAUGUGUGGGUGAGAACGGGGUGUCUUCCUGGUUUGAGCCGUGAGUAUGAUGAGAUGAUUAGCAAUGAGAGAAAGCGGAGACCCGAGCUUUUAACUUCGAGAUCAAACAUGAGCUACCACGAGAGAAAGCUUGCGGGUCUUUGCCCUUUAAAUGCAUUUGAGGUUUCUCGGUUGCUUAAAGCUUUGGGCGCUCCAAGGACCGCGAGGAUCUAUUGGGCGGGAGGGAUUCCUUUGGGUGGGAAAGAGGCGUUGUUGCCAUUGACAACCGAAUUCCCGCAUUUCUACAACAAGGAAGACCUUGCCUUGGCAGGCGAGCUCGAGCCAUUUGCGAAGAAGGCAUCCCUUAUGGCUGCUAUCGACUACAUAGUUUCCGAGAAGAGCGAUGUGUUCAUGCCAUCUCAUGGCGGGAACAUGGGCCAUGCUAUUCAGGGGCAUAGGGCAUAUGCAGGCCACAAAAAGACUAUCACACCAAACAAAAGACAGAUGCUCCCACACUUCAUGAACCAUUCCCUCUCGGACCCAGAGUUCAACGCGAUCAUAUUGGACUUGCACCGAGAUUCCUUUGGUCAGCCCGAGCUCAGGAAAGCGGGGAGGGACGUGACAAAGUACCCCGCCCUGGAGUGCAUGUGCAACGGUACCUCCCAACAAAGCGACCUGAUGCAAUAAAGUCCUGUCUUCAUUGUUUUCGGGCUUCAAUGCUCUUGAAACUACGGUAUCUAUCUAUAUAAACUUCGAGCCAGUGUUUUCUCGGGAUGAUUCUGGAGGCAGAUGCGAUGAUCCUGCUUGUGUUAUCGCGGGUCAGGUUCCUAAAAAUGCAAUGAACUUGGCAAAGAUGGUUAUCUGGUGCAGAGUAACAGCUGAAAGUAUAUAGAGUUAAGAGCUUAUUUUCUUCUCCUUUUGUAUAUGAGAAAUUUCUUGGAGGCUGGAAGAGGAAGGCAAUAUUGAUGAUUGUUGAUUUUGGCAUACUACACAUGUAUAACAGAUAAUAUAUAUAUGUAUGUAAAUAUAUCAAUGAAGGAUACAAAGUUAUGAAGUCUACAUUCUCUUAUUCUAUUUACGUAUUGCGUUGAUAUUCGUA
Messenger RNA from Ipomoea nil (Japanese morning glory), 2278 nucleotides. RefSeq lists its product as uncharacterized. Gene Ontology annotation, cellular component: cytoplasm. Lineage: Eukaryota; Viridiplantae; Streptophyta; Magnoliopsida; Solanales; Convolvulaceae. The record is from RefSeq and is a predicted model, not a curated record. The transcript has 6 exons. Bases 259 to 1866 code for a protein of 535 amino acids.